GAUACAGUAAACUACUGGGGCUAAUAUGAAAGAGCGGAGAGAACUCGUGAUAAUCUCAAUCUAGAAAAGAAAGAGAGAGAGCGAGAUAGAGAAGUUUACUUAAUAUUAGCAAGUGACAGCUCAGGAUUCACGAUGGAGAUUGUGCAUGUGUACACUAAGAAACGCAGCGAGUUUGGUCGCCAGUGUAACUUCUCGGACCGGCCAGCUGAGCUGCAUGUGGACAUUCUGCCUGACCCGUCUCUCGCUGCCGACUUUAUAGCCCGAGAUCCGUGUGAUGUAGCCAUACAGUUCACACAGGAAAUGUCUGAGCAUGAGGUGAACACAGAGCGCUUUGGUUCUGAGACAUGUGGCAUAAACCAUGUGGAGGGGGGAUGGCCAAAAGAUGUCAAUCCCCAAGAAAUGGAACAGACCAUUCGCUACAGGAAGAAAGUGGAGAAGGAUGAGAACUAUGUGAACACCAUCAUGCAGCUUGGGAGUCACAUGGAGCACUGUAUCAGACAGAACAAUGCCAUUGAUAUCUAUGAGGAGUACUUUGAGGAGGAGGCGGCAGUGGAGGUGAUGGAGGAGCAGCCCUCGGCUAAAACCAUCAAUGUGUUCAGAGACCCGAACGAGGUGAAGCGUACUGCCACCAGUCUGUCAUGGCACCCUGAUGGCGGCCGCAAGCUGGCUGUGGCUUACUCCUCUUUAGAGUUUCAGAAAUUCAGCAAAAACAUGUGUUACGACUCCUAUAUUUGGGACAUUGAGAACCCAAAUAAACCUGAGCUGAGCCUGAAACCUGUCUCUCCGCUCGUCUCUCUGGAGUAUAACCCCAAAGACUCGCAUAUCCUAGUCGGGGGAAGCUACAAUGGGCAAAUUGGAUACUGGGACACACGUAAAGGCAGCCAGCCGGUUGAGAUGUCUGCCAUCGAGCACAGCCAUAGAGACCCGGUGUAUAAGGUCAUCUGGCUGCAGUCAAAGACAGGCACAGAUCUCUUCUCUGCUUCCACUGAUGGUCAGGUGCUGUGGUGGGAUGUUCGGAAGAUGAAUGAGCCCACAGAAAGGCUGGUGCUGGACCCCAGCAAGAAGGGGAAGCUGGAAAAUGCACUGGGAGCCGUCUCACUGGAGUUUGAAACCACAAUGCCCACAAAGUUCAUGGUUGGGACGGAACAGGGGCUGGUGGUCUUGUGCAACCGGAAAGCCAAAACUCCAGGAGAGAAGAUUGUAUGCACGUAUAGUGGUCAUCAUGGGCCUAUAUACGCUCUGCAGAGGAACCCGUUCUUUCCUAAGAACUUCCUGACCGUGGCUGACUGGACCGCCCGUAUCUGGUCUGAGGACGUUAGAGAAUCCUCCAUCAUGUGGACAAAAUAUCACAUGGCCUACCUAUCAGAUGGAUGCUGGAGCCCUGUUAGACCUUCAGUCUUCUUCACGGUCAAAAUGGACGGCACUUUAGAUGUAUGGGACUUCCUGUUCAAGCAGAAUGACCCAACGCUUACUCUUAAAGUGUGUGACGAGGCUCUGUGCAGCAUGCGCGUGCAGGAUAACGGCCGCUUUCUGGCUUGUGGCUCACAGCUGGGCACUGCCACUCUGCUCGAGAUCUCAUCAGGCCUGUGCACACUGCAGAAAAAUGAGAAAGCGCUGUCUACAGCGAUGUUUGAACGUGAGACGAAGCGGGAGAAGAUUCUGGAGGCUCGACACAGAGAGAUCCGUCUGAAAGAGCGCAGUCGUUCCGAGCAGAGCAAGGAAGAAGAAACCAAAGACAGAGAGGGAGAGGAGCGUGCCGAGGACCUGGUGGCUUAUGCAGAGAAGGAGUUCUAUGAGAUGGUGGAGGCAGAAAUUAAGAAAAGGGGAAAAGAGGAGAAAAUAGUGAAGGAGAAAAACAAGGAGAACAGUGAAGAGGAACUGUGAGAAGAAGAGGCACAGCGACUUCGCUUCCUUUCCUCCAAAACAUGGUCAUGGAAAUAAAGAGAGAGACCAACAGUACUCACACACCUUAUCUCUUACUUCAAUCAAUGCUGUAACUGCACGGCUCACACAGUGAUUUAUUUUUCAUCCAAGCAAAGGCUGAUUAAAGAAAAUGUAUUUUGCACAUUAUGUUUUUGUUUUACAUUGUGAGAAAAUGCAUUCAGUCAAAUAGGUGAGUUUGUCAUUUGACAUUUUUGCAUAAAUUGUUUUAAAUUCAA
Pangasianodon hypophthalmus (striped catfish) is the source of this 2159-nucleotide messenger RNA. RefSeq names its product dynein, axonemal, intermediate chain 2b (gene dnai2b). Gene Ontology annotation, cellular component: outer dynein arm. The coding region runs from base 133 to 1884 and encodes 583 amino acids. NCBI's taxonomy places the organism in Eukaryota, Metazoa, Chordata, Actinopteri, Siluriformes, Pangasiidae. The record is from RefSeq and is a predicted model, not a curated record. The transcript is spliced from 13 exons. Gene Ontology annotation, molecular function: dynein light chain binding; dynein heavy chain binding. Gene Ontology annotation, biological process: cilium movement; outer dynein arm assembly.